UGUCGUGCUUGGCUCAUUCUAAACCCAGACAAGUACAUUUUCGAAUGUUCUUUGAGGCACAAUCUCGCAGUUUCUUUGUUCUUUUUGUGUAAAUGGGAACACCAGACGAAAACUAUGAUAAAGGCGUCGAAUAUCGUCUUGCAGGCAACGAAGCGUUUAAAAAGCAAGAUUACAAACAAGCAUUACAAAAUUACUAUAAUGCCCUACUUCAUUUAAAGGCUUUAGGAGGCACUAAAGAAAAAGAAAAGUAUAAGGAAGCCUCUGAGACACAAUUAGUCAUGAUUUACAACAAUAUGACUGCAGUUUUUGCAAAACAGGAACGUUGGGACCGUGUUCUGUUUUAUGCAAAGAAAGCUGCUGAGCUAGAUCCUAAAAACACAAAGACAAAAUUUCGCAUGGGGCAAGCCUAUCUAAGGCUAGAGAAUAUUGAUGAAGCCAAGACGCUAUUAGAACAAGUUCUUGCUGAAAACCCUGGAGACGCGCUCGUAAAGCAGGAACUAUCAAAAAUCGCAGUGGCUAACAAGCAAAGAGAAGAAAAGGAAAAGAUGAUAUACCGAGCAAUGAUGACCAAGCUUGCCCAAGAGAACGAAAAGGAUGAAAGUAGUAAAUAAAGUUAUACAGUAUUUCCAAAAAUUAUUGACACUGAUGCCAAGAGUAAAAUUCGCGUUUGUU
Rhizopus microsporus ATCC 52813 is the source of this 672-nucleotide messenger RNA. Its product is annotated as TPR-like protein. The coding region runs from base 93 to 611 and encodes 172 amino acids. Gene Ontology annotation, molecular function: protein binding. The record is from RefSeq and is a predicted model, not a curated record. The transcript is spliced from 3 exons. NCBI's taxonomy places the organism in Eukaryota, Fungi, Mucoromycota, Mucoromycetes, Mucorales, Rhizopodaceae.